AUGUUAAGUACAAAUGGUCAAGUCUACUCAACCAUCUAUUUUUCAUUUCUUCAUACAGAAAUUCAAUCAGCUCUGAUACCAACAACUCAUUGCCUGACUGUUCAUAUACCCAUUUUGAGUGUUAUAAGUCAACACAUAGUGAACACGUCUUUGGAAAAAUGUUCUAUGAAGAUUUGGAAAGAUUUAUUGACUCACAAACCAUCCACAGAGCCUAUAGACAUCAUUUUGUAUGACUCCAUUGCUGAACCCAACUCUGAAAUACAAAUUGAUGAUUUCCGUGAUGAAAUUAUAAUUUCUGAAACAAAGGAUCAAUUAAUUAUGGAUGAUCAACAGGAUACAAUUAAUUCAUACACUGAUUUAGUUGGUGAUAAGUCAAGUUAUGAAAUUAAUAACCAACCAAAUAAAACGGAAAUUAUGUUGAAAGAUAACACAAAUUUAAUUCUUACAGACAGGUCCUUACAUGAAACAAAUUUAGACACAUCUGAAAAAAAUACAUUAUCUGAAACCAAUUAUUUUGAAGAAGUUACAACUUCCAAACCUGAAGAGCAAUUAAGGUUUGACGAUCAACAACAUUUGAUUAACUCAAAUUGUGAUGCAAUUGGUAAUAAUACAAUGCAAAUUGAUGAUUUCCGUGAAGAGAUUAUAAUUUCUGAAACAAAGGAUCAAGUAAUAUUGGAUGAUCAACAAGAUUCAAUUAAUUCAUACACCGAUUUAGUUGGUGAUAAGUCAAGUUAUGAAAUUAAUAACCCAUCAAAUAAAACGGAAAUUAUGUUGAAAGAUAACACAAAUUUAAUUCUUACAGACAGGUCCUUACAUGAAACAAAUUUAGACACAUCUGAAAAAAAUACAUUAUCUGAAACCCCCGUAGAAACCAAUAAUUUUGAAGAGGUUACAACUUCCAAACCUGAAGACCAAUUGAGGUUUGACGAUCAACAACAUUUGAUUAACUCAAAUUGUGAUGCAGUUGGUAAUAAUUCAAUACAAAUUGAGGAUUUCCGUGAAGAGAUAAUAAUUUCUGAAACAAAUGAUCAUUUACUAUUGGAUGAUCAACAAGAUUCAAUUAAUUCAUACACUGAUUUAGUUGUUGAUAAGUCAAGUUAUGAAAUUAAUAACCCAUCAAAUAAAACGGAAAUUAUGUUGAAAGAUAACACAAAUUUAAUUCUUACAGACAGGUCCUUACAUGAAACAAAUUUAGACACAUCUGAAAAAAAUACAUUAUCUGAAACCAAUUAUUUUGAAGAGGUUACAACUUCCAAACCUGAAGAACAAUUAAGUUUUAACGAUCAACAACAUUUGAUUAAUUCAAAUUGUGAUGCAAUUUGUAAUAAUUCAAUACAAAUUGAUGAUUUUCAUGAAGAGAUUAAAACUUCUGAAACUGAGGAUCAAUUAAUAUUUGACGAUCAAAACAAAUUAUAUAACUCAAAUUGUGAUGCAAUUGGUAAUAAUUCAAGUCACAAACUUAGUACCUCUAAUGAAACUGAAAGCCAGCCAUCAGAAAAUUCAAGUUUAACUAUUAUAGAAGAAGAGUUACAGCUUAAAAUAAAUUUAGAUGAUAAUGAUCAACCUAAAAAAGUUAUGACUGAUGAAUUAAAGCAACAAAUGACAAUGGAGUUUCAAGAAUGGUUGAACUCAAUAGAUUUUUCAACUGAAAAACCAUAUUUCUUGAGAGGCAAUCAGAAGAGUUUUGACUUUAGUCAAAGAAAUACUGUAAAUGGACACAGCUUAAAUGCAUCUAUAAAACAGGAAAUUUUGAAUGAACCAUCUAACGAUCUUGAAGGUAAUCGUGAUAAUGGAGAUAGUGAAGGAAGUGGCACACCUAAAUCAAAAGACAGUCAAUCUGCUGCAAUAUCUUUCAUUAUUAGUACAAGAUCUGCAGAUAAUUUAAAUGACGAUAAUGACGUAAAAUUGGAAAAUUUGAUAGAAAUAGAAGCUACUUUUGCUUCCGAAGAUAGUCUUGUUCAUAAUAAACAACCAAGUUAUACAUCCAAUGAUAAACCUACUAUAGAAAAAUGUGACGUUUCUAAAAUUGAAAGUUUAUCACCAACUACUCCAAUUACUCUGGAAAAUAAUCAAAGUAAAGUUAAUGACCACCAAGAUAAAACUACUGAUGAUAUAACUCCUAAUGAGAUCCGUAAUGCAAAUGAGAGCUAUCUUUACGAAGCAAGUGGUUCUUCAACAUCACACACUGAGUUGUUGAAAAUAAAUACAAAUAGCUAUUUUCAAAGUGACAUUGCUGAAGAUUUGAUCUCCAAUGAUUGUUUGAGAACUGAGCUGAAUAACAUUUCUAAUAACCCACAAGAUGCAGUAAAGGAUUUUACAUCAGUUGAUAGUUUUAUUUUAAACAAAAGUAAUGAUCAUAAUACAGGAAAUUCCUCAAGUUCAUCAAUGUUAGCAAAUGUGAUGAUCAAAAAAAAGAAAACUAAAGAUCACAAAAAUAAAAAUACUGAUGGUGAAGAUCAUGUCUAUAGAGUAAAAGCAUCAACAUCAACUAAGUCAAAAAAUAAGAAUAUUCAUGAAAAACACAAACCAACCAAAGGAGAAGAUAAUGUCCGUAAAGUUAAAGACGUAUUAACAUCAACGAAUGAGUCAAAAAAUAAGAAUAUUUAUGAAAAAUACAAACCGACCAAGGGUUUAGCAGUUAGUUACAUAAAAAAAACAAACCUCUAUACAAAACUUCUAAAAAGCAAGUCUAAAGAUCUAUAUUAUAUAGAUUCUGAUGAUAAUGAUACGGUUACUACCAACAAUGUAAAAGAUCCUUCUUCUAACGAUAGUUUUGCUUUAAAUCAAAUUGAUGAUUAUGAAACUGGCUGUUCUUCAAGUUCAUCAACAGUGUCCAACAAAAAAAAUAAAUUUAAAGAUCGUAAAACUCAUAAUACAGAUGAUCAUAUUCAGAGAGUAAAAGAAUGUUCAUCAACACCAAUAACCCACUUAAAUAUUCAAAAUAUUUAUAACAAGAGCAAAGCAACUAAGGAAGUUGAUAACUUGAAAAAGCCACAAGUAUAUGAAAAAUAUAAUAAAAGCAAGUCCAAGGAUGUGAGAAUUAAUGACGACAAAUAUAAUUUUUUCAACAUAGACCAUAAUCAAGAUAUUGCUACUGAUAAUAGCUUUACUUUAAAUGAAAAUAAUCAACCUGGAGCUUGUAGUAUUUCAAGGUCAUCAACAUCAACAAAAGUGACAAAUAAAAAGAAGAAAAUUAGAGAAAAUAAAAGUGAAAUUACUGAUGGAGAAGAUAAUUUUUGGAGAUCAAAACCAUCAACAUCAACAACAAGGUCAACUGAUUCGAUAUUACUUGAUGGAAAUGAAAAAUCAACCGAGUGUCUACCAGUUAGUUAUUUAAAACAAUUAAAAGUUCAUGAAAAACUUCUAAAAGGCAAGUCUAAGGAUUCAUUAAAAAUAAAUAAUCAAGAUAAUAUUGAAACGGACUAUCAACAAGAUGAUAGAUCUAAUGAUAGUUCUAUUACAAAUCAAAGCAAUCAACCUGAAGUUUGUAGUUCCUCAAGUUCAUCAACUCCAAGAAAUGUGACAAAUAAAAAAAAGAAAACUAAUCAUUGUGAAAGUGGAAAUUCUGAUGGAGAAGAUCAUUUUUGGAGACCAAAAGUAUCAACAUCAAAAGUGUCUAACAAUAAGAUAUUACAUGGUGAAUACAGUAAAUCAACCGAGGAUAAACCAGAUAAUAAUUUUAAAAAAUCAAAAGCUUAUAAAAAAUUUCUUAAUAGCAAGUCUAGAGAUGCAUUUAUAACUAAUAAUAAUGAAAAAGUUGAAGCUAACUAUCAAAAAAAUUUUAUAUCGAAUGAAAGAAGUCAACCUGAAGCUUGCAGUUCAUCAAUCUUGACAAAUGUGACAACUAAAAAAAAUAAAACUAAAAAUCAUAAAGAUGAUGUUGUUUCUGAUGAAGAUCAUUUUUGGAGAGGAAAAACAUUGACAACCGAGUCAAACAAAAAGAUAAAUUAUGACAGAGAAAGAAAAUCAACUGAGGGUCUAGGAGUAAAUUACAUAAAACAAAUAAAUUUGUAUCAAAAACUUCUAAACAACAAGACUAGAGAUGCAGUUUUAAAUUAUGAAAAAAAUCAUUUUGAAGAUGACUACCGACAUGAAGAUGAAACAUCUAAUGAAAGUUUUAUUAUGAAUCAAAGUCAUCAACCUGAAGCUUGUAGUUCUUCAAGCUCAUCAAUGACAACAACUGUCCCAAAUAAAAAUAAGAAAACUAAUCAUUGUGGAAUUAGAAUUUCUGAUGAACAUUUCUGGAGAUCAAAAGCGUCAACAUCAACAACAGAGGCUAACGAUAAGAUAAUACUUGAUGGAAUCAACAAAUCAACGGAGUGUUUACCAGUUAAUUAUUUAAAAAAAACCAAAGUUUACGAAAAACUUCUAAAAAGCAAGUUUAAGGAUUCAUUAAAAAUUAACGAUAUAGAUAAUUUUGAAGCUAACUAUCAACAAGAUGUGAUUUCAAAUGAAAGUAAUCAACUUGAAGCUUGCAGUUCAUCAAUCUCAACAAAUGUGACACCUAAAAAAAAGAAAACUAAAGAACAUAAACAUGUUAUGUCUGAUGAUCAUUUUUGGAGAGGAAAAGCAUCAACUUCGACAUCAACAACUGAGUCAAAUAAUAUGGUUAUGUUUGACAAAAGAAGUGAAGCAAUUGAGCGUAUUGGAGUUGAUCACAAACAUAAGUCAAAAGUGUUAAAAAAAUAUGCAAAGAAAAAGUCAAAUGAUGUAGAUUUAAAUAGUGACAGCGAAGUUAAUGUAGUUGGUGACCCUCUACUAGGAGUUAAUUGUGUCAAAGAAGUAAGAGAGCUUAAAAAAGAUAUUAAAAAGAAAUCGCAUGUUGUAGAUAUUCUCCCUGACAAAGAUGAUAAAGUGAUUAAUAACUAUCAACCAAUUCCCAAAUCAAAUAAUGGAAAUUGGUCAUGUGGAAGUGCUAGUUCAUCAAAUUCAAUACCUUUGUCAAAUCAUCAAAUAGAAUCUGAUGACGAUGCACAUACCACAGAUGACGAUGAUCAAUAUGUUAAAAACAGAAAAAUUUCUAAAAAAAAACAUAAAUCUUUUGAUGAUGUAGACCGUAGUAUUUUUGAGGCAUUUGGAUAUGAAAAACUAUAUUCAAGAGCUGCAAAGGUAAAAGCUAAUGAAGCAAUAUCGCUGAUGAGUAAACCACCUGUCAACAAAGAUAAGAAAAACGAAGCUACAAAACGAUCAAAGAAUGGCAAGAAGAAGGAUGAAUUUGAUCCAUGGCAUGGCAUGUUGACACUGGAAGACUACAACGUUAAGUUGCCAAAGUUUGCUCAAGAAAUAUUAAUUCUAGAUAAACAUAUGCUUGAAGAUGAUCGUUGUAUUUCAAUAGUACCUUCAUAUACAACUGUGUUCACUAUUAUAAACGAUUACUUACGUAAAACCGAAACUAAUUGCGAGGAAAUGGCAAUCAUUAUUUUAGAAGCAUUUAAUUGUUCGUUGUAUUUGUGGUUGUUACAUCCACUUGAAAGGCCUAAACAUGAUCAAGUUGUACAUAACAAUGUUGGCAAAUCUAUGUGUCACAUUUAUGGACUUCCUCAUUUUCUCAGAUUUAUCAUGAAACUGCCCAAAAUUUUCCACUUGGUAAAGAAUAACUUGGACAGCUUUGUACCCGAUGCUGUUGAGUUUAUUAAAGGAUUACUUAGCUUUAUAGAGCAACAGUAUGAAAAAAGUAUCUAUAUUAUGAAUUAUGAUUGUAUAAUGCCCUAUGAAUAUAGAAGGGCAUACUAUGUGUAA
Messenger RNA from Macrosiphum euphorbiae (potato aphid), 5739 nucleotides. NCBI's taxonomy places the organism in Eukaryota, Metazoa, Arthropoda, Insecta, Hemiptera, Aphididae. The record is from the annotation of a GenBank genome assembly.